Messenger RNA from Penicillium vulpinum, 1653 nucleotides. Its product is annotated as MDR family MFS transporter. Gene Ontology annotation, molecular function: transmembrane transporter activity. Bases 1 to 1653 code for a protein of 550 amino acids. Gene Ontology annotation, biological process: transmembrane transport. The record is from RefSeq and is a predicted model, not a curated record. NCBI's taxonomy places the organism in Eukaryota, Fungi, Ascomycota, Eurotiomycetes, Eurotiales, Aspergillaceae. The transcript has 2 exons.
AUGGCUGAGAAACACCCUAUUGAAGAUCUACGCGCCCCCGAGGCGAACAGCCUAUCAGGUGGCGACAGUGACUCUCGAGCAGAUGAUGCGAGCGACUACGAGCUGACUGGAAUUCCACUAGUCCUAGUCAUGACUGGACUUGGCCUGUCUAUAUUUCUCAUGUCACUGGACUCGUCUAUCAUUGCCACGGCUAUUCCCCGGAUCACAUCACAAUUCAACAGCACCAGUGAUAUUGGCUGGUACGGAAGUGCAUACUCGUUUGCGAUGUGCGCUUUGCAGCCUGUCGCAGGUAAACUGUUUACAAGCUUUCAGAUGAAGGGCAUGUUCCUCGGAUGUUUUACCAUCUUCGAGCUUGGCUCAUUGCUCUGUGCCCUUGCUGUCAACAGUCCUAUGCUCAUCUUUGGGCGUGCUAUAGCUGGAAGUGGGGCAGCAGGAUGCUUUACAGGAGCCUUCUGUAUUGUCGCAGUUUCUAUCCCGCUGGUCAAGCGACCAUUCUAUAUUGGAAUCCUUCAGUCAACCUUUGGCGUUGCCACCAUCAUCGGACCCGUAUUAGGUGGUGCAUUUACAGAACAUGUGACGUGGCGGUGGUGUUUCUGGAUAAAUCUCCCCAUCGGGGCUGUCACCAUCAUCUCACUGGUGUUCUUCUUCAAGCCGCCUACGCGCGACUCGAGAAAAGCUCCGUCGGUUCUUCACAGACUGCAGAACUUGGACUUGCUUGGCGCCUCUCUUUUCGCUCCGGCCAUCGUCAUGAUAUUUUUGGCUCUUCAAUGGGGAGGGACUGAACACGCUUGGAAGAGUGCUACCAUCAUUGGUCUCUUCAUUGGAGGCGCGGGUCUUGGUGUUGUCUUUGCUCUCUGGCAAGUACGAAGGGGUGAUAACGCCAUGAUUCCACCACGUCUGAUUACUGAGCGCACGAUGUUCUUCUCUUGUUUCAGCGAGUUCUUUGCCAUGGGUGCCGUGUAUAUUUCGAUUUACUACCUUCCAGAAUGGUUCCAGGUCAUCAAAAACGCCUCGCCAACAAAAUCUGGAGUUAUGUACCUCCCUUUAGCACUGUCAGAUGUCCUCUCUGCAACCCUGACAGGCGCUUCGCUUAAGUAUCUUGGAUACCCAAAUCCCUAUAUGCUCCUUGGAACGGGUUUGAUGAGCAUAGCAACGGGACUCUUCUCUACCUUCUCUCAAACCACGCCCCACCAGCAGUGGAUCCCAUUCCAAGUCCUCCAUGGUCUUGGCGUGGGAAUGACCCUCUCAAUGCCCUACGUUGCGACUCAAACAGUCCUUGAGCCAGAGGAUAUCCCUGUCGGCACCUCACUAUUGCAAUGCUUCCAAUUCUUCGGAGCUUCCGUGAAUCUCGCUAUCGCGGAGGCCAUUUUUGAGAACAAGCUUGUCUCACGACUAGAAAGUUGGGGAUUUGAGGGCCACGAGGUAGAGAAAAUCCUCAGUGCAGGCUCUGCCGAGGCAAGGAAUGUGAUUUCUGCGGACCACCUUCCAGGUGUAUUAGAUGCAUACAAUCACGCGAUCACCAGGACGUUCUACGUCGCAACUAGUGUUGCCGUUGUUGCAUUCCUCCUUUCACUCGGCAUCCGCUGGAGAAGUGUCAAGCCAAAACCCCAGGCUACUAUCUCCGAUGAGGAGGCUAGGUCGUCAAGUCAGUAA